AAAUACUCAUUAAAGGGCACUCUAGUGUAUUGUACCUCCAUGCUGCCUCCCUUUCUGGUACUGCUAACCACAAUGGCCAGGCUCGUAUGAGGGAGCUGCCCCUGUCAGUAGCACAGACGGCUCAGCAGCGCAGCGGCUCCAGAUUCACCAGGACACUGACACCGAGACGCAAGUGGAGAAUAUGACACACACCGGAGAAAAGAAAGGUCAAUGUGGCUAUUAAAGCAGCUCUCUGGGGUAGUUAUCAGUCACCGUGGAUUCCUGAGGCCUGUCUCUAUAGCAACCCAUUCCUCCUCCUGAGUGCUGCUGCCAACUUACCCUCUCCACCACACGACAAAUCUCUCCUCAUCCCCCCUGGCCAAUCGCCGGAUCUGAACUGCGUUGGAAUGGACACUGAGUCGACCCACUCGGGCUACUCCUAUCACUCCAGCCGCUCGGGGAGAUCAAACCGACAUGGGGAUCGAAGUCGCGAGCGGCACAAGGCCAGCAACAGUAAAGACAGCAGUCGCUCUGAGAGGUCCGUUGUCAUCAACCCCCCUGACACGCCCUCCCAGGACUCCCCCAUUCACAAUGGAGAUCCGCUGCCAGGAGAACCCACACCAGCAGCAGAUCAGGGAGAUGAGGCCCAGGAUGAUAACUGGGGGGAAACCACCACCGCAGUGACAGGCACCUCAGAGCUGAGUAUUUCUCAGGAGGAAGUGGUUGGACUGGGGAAGGGAAUGCAGGACCGGACUGCAGGCUUCCGCCGUUAUCUUCCCCUGGCUGUAGGCUCAUGUGUGGUGCUGCUGGUGCUGGCCACACCCCUGGCCUUCCUGCUUCUUCCAGCUGUAAUGUGGCCAGACAGGCUGCAGGCUUGUGGCGCAGCCUGUGAGGGACUCUUCCUCUCCAUCGCCUUCAAGCUCCUCAUCCUCCUGUUGGCCAUGUGGGCCUUGUUUCUCAAGCCGGGCCGGGCAAGCCUGCCCAGAGUGUGUGUGUACCGUGCCUUCCUCACCACACUUACACUUCUUCUCACCAUGUCUUAUUGGCUCUUCUAUGGGGUCCGGAUCCUUGAUGCACAGGAUGAGGACUACCAUGGGAUCGUCCAGUUUGCCGUGUCCCUCGUGGACUCCCAGCUGUUUGUCCACUACCUGGCCGUGGUGCUGCUGGAGCUCCGCCACCUCCAGCCCUGCUACAGCGUGUGUGUCAUCCGCUCCACAGACGGCGAGACACGUCACUACAACAUAGGACAGCUUAGCAUUCAAAAGGCUGCGCUGUCCAUUUUGGAGUAUUACUACAGAGACUUCCCACUCCAUAACCCAGCCCUUCUCUCUGCCUCUAAGCACCGGGCUGCCAAACAUUUGGCCGGGUUGAAGGUGUACAAUGUGGAUGCUUUUAAAAACAAACUGAGAAAAUACCUUUUGGACACUCCGGGGAACACAGCAGGAGCGCAGCCUGGUAAUGGGAAUCAGUCACGGGCUAUGGUUACAGCUGCCGCCAAACGCAAAGACAGCGCCCACAAUGAGCUGUACUAUGAAGAGGCCGACUACGAGAGAAGAGUCCGUAAACGUAGAGCCAGGCUGGUGGUGGCUGUGGAGGAGGCCUUCACACAUGUCCGUCGGAUGAAAAAAGAGGAUGAGCGUGGGACACCGUCUGACAUCAUGGAUGUGCGUGAAGCAGCUCUGGCUAUAUUUCCCUCCAUGGCCCGUGUGCUGCAGAAGUACCUCCGCACCACCAGGAGGCAGCACUGCCACAGCAUGGAGAGCAUCCAGAAGCACCUGGCUUUCUGCCUCGUCAAUAACAUGAGCCCUAAGGCAUUCCUCGAGGCCUAUCUGGCCCCUGGGCCGACCCUGCAGUACAGCCCUGAGCGCUGGAUGGCAGACCAGUGGACUUUGGUCAGCGAGGCUUCUGUCACCGGCGGCAUAAAGGAGGGGUCAGAGUUCCUGCUAAGAUGUCUUGACUUUAGCUUAGCUGUGACCGUCAAGGGCAUCCCGUACAUCAGACUGACUGAGGAGUACAUAGACCCCAAGUCUCACAAGUUUAUACUGCUGCUCCAGUCAGAAACCUCAGUUUAACGCAGUGGACCAGUGCUGCUGAUCUGGACUUACAGGACUGUUACACAUCUCCGACUGAAUUUUUCAAACAAUAACUUUUUGUACUGUUUUUUUUUUGUACUUUUGUUUAUGUAAUUUCCUCACAAAGAAUAUCUUUGUUUCCUUGUCUUUGUCCCAAGCAACAUGAAAGUUGAUCAAAGACAGAAAAUGGGAGGGAUUAUGCUUGGAUUUCUCUGUCCUGACAUUUGCAGAACACAGUUCAGGUAUUCCUCUAUGCACGACAGAUGACCCUCACAAAUCUUCUUUUUCCUUUUAUUUGCAUGUGCCAGUGUGUGCCUGCGUGGGGGAGUUCAUGAUU
This is a messenger RNA of Sander lucioperca (pikeperch), 2388 nucleotides long. RefSeq names its product vang-like protein 1. Gene Ontology annotation, cellular component: plasma membrane. Bases 387 to 2051 code for a protein of 554 amino acids. The transcript is spliced from 10 exons. Gene Ontology annotation, biological process: multicellular organism development. The record is from RefSeq and is a predicted model, not a curated record. Lineage: Eukaryota; Metazoa; Chordata; Actinopteri; Perciformes; Percidae.